Molecule: messenger RNA, 6150 nt
Organism: Planococcus citri (citrus mealybug)
Lineage: Eukaryota; Metazoa; Arthropoda; Insecta; Hemiptera; Pseudococcidae
Exons: 7
Coding region: 346-3279 (977 amino acids)
Biological process (GO): peptidyl-glutamate ADP-deribosylation
Source: RefSeq, a predicted model, not a curated record
UUUAAUACUUCAGUGUUACACGUACACGUAUUAUAAUUUUUUUUUUUCGUAUAUAUUUUUCACAUUAGUAAGUCGAAUAUUCAAAGGUUUCCAUUUGUUAAAAGUAAUAAACGUAAAGUAAUUUUCGUUAUGAUCGUUGUAGUUAAGUGACCGUGGUUAGUUUCGUUUCUUAUAUGUGAUUAAUCGCAAGUUAUAUCGUCGAAUUGCCAGAUUCCAUCACCGGCCAACAUCAGCGUGAGCGUGACUGGUUGGUGUAUCGCGCCCUCGGCGAAACGAAAGGAAGUACCAAGGAGCAGCAUCCUUAGUUACCAGCAGAGUCGGCAGCAGUAGCGGCGCCAAGCGAAUAUGGCUACUUUCGAUGGACCUGCGGCCGCUUCGCGACUAUACAGCCACACCCACAUACAAAUGCAGCCAUUUCACGAUGCGGCGCCCGGCGUGCCGCUGAGUAUGCAGAUUCCGGUGCCUCCGAUGCAUCAUAGUUCGCUACCAUUCCCGAUUUUGGGCCCAUCGCCCGAGGCGGCGGCCAUGCUUAUUAAUCAAAUGAAGCCGAUGGUGGCGAAUCCGAAUCCGGUCGCCGCUCCGGUCGUCAACGAUCAUCGACCCACCAUUUCGGUGCCGGAAGACGUGUACGCGGCGCUGAUGGAGAAACCCGAUACCAACGUUACGCCCGACGAAGACAUGGUCACCACGUGUAGUCAGUGCGGACUCCAAAAUAUCAUCCUUCAGAUUAAAUGGAAUCACGCCAGAGCCAAAUUGAAAUGUUUCGAACAAUUUUUUCAAAUUAUGCACGCGCAAGUCAAUUUUAAAACGAUUCCAAGUCAGAGUGCGCCAAUGGUGCCCGGCCAAGCGCCCAUAUCGCAGAAUAUUAUAUGUCCGCCGCCACCGCCGCACCAAUCCGACCAUUAUGCGCAUAAUUUAAAAAGCAAUCUGUCGGCCACUGCUCAAGAAUUUCGUCCUAUUCAGACUCAUAAACAAGCGAAUUUACACCACGAAGAUCAACUGCAUCAGCCGCCGUACAAUACUAGCGCAAUGACGACCACCGUUGUCACAUCCAGCAAGGAUAUGUACCUGACUCAUAAUAAUAAUAAUAACAAUAAUAAUAACAACAAUAAUAGCAGCAACAAUAACAACGUGGUGAAUAACGACGAUUCGAAGCUGCGUGGUAUAUCGUCUAGCGAACCAUUAGAUAUAAACGAUUCGGGCACCUUAGAGUCCGGCAUCGAUUCCGGUGUCCACGAUUCGGGCGUAUCGGAUUCCGGUGUUACUGAUCCCACUGUACCAGACUCAGCGCCUUCCCGUGUCGAUGAUCCGUGCAACGCUUGCGAAUCCGAUAGUCUGAAAAACGAGAAAGAUGGUAAAAGGAAAUCGAAAAAGAAACGAAAGAACCUGAAAAUGCAGAAAUCCGAAGAUGGCUCAAUGGAUAAUCUGCUGUGCGAUGGCGAAAACGAUUACAGCCAGUCGACGGGCGUCGCAUCCGAUCUCCACAACGCCGUUGGCCGCAACACCAACAACAACGCCUCAUCGGCACCGGGCCAUUUACCGGCCGGACCUCGACACCGUUCCGACUCGCACGGCGGCAAAGGCAUGCAGCAGCAGCAGCAGCCUGGCAGAGGUCACCUGAACGAUACCGUAUCGGGUGGCGCGGGCGGCGGCGGUGGCGGCGCAGGCCCUCGACAACAUCCUAAACCGCAACGCAACUCGGGCGACAACAAAAGGCCCAACAGUCGAAACAACAACUACCCUACUCGCGACGAUACGCCUCCCACCGCCAUCGAUAAACGUAACGGAAUAGAACGCGAUCGAUCGAUACCCGAUCGUAACGAAAGGAUACCACCAGUACCCAGAGGGCCCAGAAAUGCCUCCGGACCGAUGGCCGCCGCCGCCGGACGACGUGGCAAUAACACCAACGAUAUGAUGAAUCACUGCGACGUAUCGCCGUCGCCUGCUCACCGAGGAGGACCGCAGCCAAAUCGUCGGAGCAAUAACGGUAAUGGUUCCCCGUACGCGUCGUACAGCAAUAAAAAAUACGGCAUCGGACAUAGCAACAAUGGCAGCGGUGCUAGCAGCAGCACCUGCAGUAAUAGCAGUGGCGCGGGUAGCGCAGGCAGAUCGUCGUAUGGUGGUUAUUUCCUUCACGAAGUCGACGGUAAUCUGUUCACCGUUUCGGAGGAUUACUCGUUGGCUCAUUGCGUCGCCGAAGAUCUACGUAUGGGCGCCGGAAUUGCCGUACAAUUCAAGAAAGAAUUCAGUGGCGUAGGCGAGCUUUUAGAUCAACGUAAAAAAGUCGGCCAAGUUGCAGUCCUGCCGAGAGGCAAUCGUUAUAUAUUUUACCUGAUUACGAAACAGCACAGCAACGGAAAACCAACGUUGGACGAUAUGAAACGAACAUUAUUAAGUUUACGAGAAGAAUGCGCCAAGCUGGACGUGAAAAAAUUAGCCAUGCCACGUAUCGGAUGCGGGUUGGAUAAAUUGAAUUGGAGAGACGUAAAGGACCUUCUCCAAGAAGUGUUCUCGCAAACCGAAUUCGAAAUCGUCGUCUAUAAUUUCAAAGAGGAUGAAGAAUCGUUCGACUCGUCGUUCUCUCAUUCGAAAAACUCAUCUACCGGAUCGUCGUCGUCUUCGUCUGCGGCACCGAAAGCACCGCUGAUCAGAUAUCGCCCUCACUCGUUAGUAAAUAUCGAGCCGCAAACCGCUUUAGUUGUAUUCGGCACACCGACCGGUUUCAUGGACAAAACAUGCCUGGCGGUCAACUCGCACCCCAAUCAAUUCACCUUCCAAAAGAAAUACCAAGAGCUAUGUCGCAAAAUGUCCGCCGGCGACGUCAUCGAAAUCGAAGCCCCUAAUCCGGAGUACUUCGUUUACGUGUUGCUCGUACGUGAAAACGAAACGGCGCCGUUCUCAUUUAAAUAUCUCGAAAGUUGCGCCCAUCACUUGAACGCUAAACUGAAAAAAGCCCAAUUUAGGUACGUCGCUUUCGACGCCGUCGAAGAUCCGGAAGAUUCACUCUUCACCGACAAAAUCAUCAGUGUAUUUCGUAAUCAUAUUUAUUACGGUAUAGAAAUCUACGUGUGUAAUAAUAAUCAUAACAAAAACAACACCAACCCAUCUAUUACUUCUACCAACACCUCCACCAACAGCAUCGUAACCAAUACAACCAAUAAUAAUACUUCGAAUGCUGCGACCUCCGCCGAUCGAGAUCGAGAUCCUCGAGAUCAUUCGUCUCAACAGCAACAGAAUUCUAGUAAUUCGCCUAAAUAUAAUACCACAAGGCGUUCUUAAUGUCGUCGCAGUCGCUGGUACGAGCUUUAUUUUUAUUCUUAUAUAUUUUUUUCUCUAUUUUCUACUAUUUCGUUUUAUACCUAUUGAAAUUUAUUAUUUUUUUCGCCUUUCGUUCGUUACGUUAGUUUUUUUUUUUAUUAUUAUUACUAUUAUACGUGUAAUAUUGUUUUUCGUUAUUUUGAAAAAAAAGGGUUUUUCUAAAAGAAAUUAUUUCUCGUUUUCCUCUCAUCCUUUCUCCUUGCUUUCUCUUCUUCGCUCCUUGUCAUUUUACCCUUUCAUUUUUAUAAAAAUAUUACGUUUAUGUACCUAAUUAUUACGAAAUGAUCAUUUUUUUCCUCUGUGGUAGUAUGACAAUAAUUUUUCCUUUUUUUUCUUUUUUUUGUAUUUUGUAAUAAUUUCCAAAAUGUAUUUUUCAACUUCGAACACCAUUUUUAAAGCUAUUUUUCAAAAAAUCGUAUAAAUUUGUCAGUCGCGCGACGAUCGCGUAAUUUUUCAUUAUACAAAUUCGUGUAAAACCAUUUUGAUAAUUUUUUUUUUUUAGCAAAGAUUUAUCUCGUUUUUUAAUUAUACAUAUUUUUUUACAGCGAAAUAAUUCGUAUUACGAUAAAAUAUCGUGUAAAUUGGGUCGUCGUUUUUCGGUGUUUGAUGUUUUUUUUUUAAAUAUAUAAUUACGCAUCUUGUUACGUGUGAAAUAUGUGAUUAUUCGUCAAUUUGUAUUUUUUUUUUUUUUGAAUGUUGAAUAUUAUUUGUUAUUUUUUUCUCUUUUUUUUGUAACGUUGAGAAUUUUUAUUUGAAAAAAUUUUUACAUCCGAGGUAGUAUGUAAUUUUCCCCUCUACUCAAAAAUGAUCGAAAGUUUUGUACACUCGAACGCGAAAUUUCGUUUCUGUAAUUCCGUCGUUUGCGGGUUUUUUAUUUUCUCUCAAGGUUGGGGCACUGUUAUUACGAAUCACUUAAUAAAUUAGCUCUCGUCUAUUUAUAUUAUUUUGUAAAUUUAUUACUUAAAAUUUUUAGCAAAUUCGUAUAUAUUUAUUGUUAUUAAAUUUAAAAGAAUUUAGAUCUAAAUUUACCUUCGUUUUCGUACCGGUACCGUUAUUUAUGUAAUUUUGUAAGAAAACGGCAAAAAAACAAUACGGAAUACGAAAUAAAUUUCGCAGGUUUUUUUUCGGGAUUUCCCCUUUUUUUUUGUAUUUUACCAUGGUUUAUAAUUUUAAAAUUAUACGACUUCUUUAUUGCGUGACCAUAAAAAAGUUUAAUUUGUAUCGUAGCGUACGAUAUAACCGAAUUAUUCUUUCUAUAAUUUUUUUUUCUUCGUUGUAGAUAUUUUUUUUCUAUGUCUAGUUACUUUUUUUUUUUUUAUUAAUGUAAGUUUUUCAAGUUAUAAAUUUUUGUGUUGUUGUAAAAGUUGAUAUUUUUUCUUACCGUUUAUUUUUUUUUUCGAUUUGUUCGGAAGGUGCUUGAGGAGUUUUUUUUUGUUCUUUUUUUUCUUUAUUUUGGUUUGUUACGUGUUGAUUAUUUGGUCAGAUUUGUUCAUUGUUUCUUUAUUAUUUUUCUUUUAUUAUCUGUUUCUGUUGUUUUUGUGUUCUAAAUCGCAGCAUGAGACGAGGUAAAUAAUUUCAGGAUAAACGAUUUCGCAGUACACACUAUAAUAUGGCCAUAUGUAAAUAGAAUUAGAUUUAGGACGACGAUUGAUGACGAAAAUUAAUGUUGACCGAAAAAAAAUGUACGCUUGCUUUUUUCUUUUUUCGACUUCCUUUUAAGGUGCCAUUUUUUUUUUUUUUUUUUUUUAAAUGUAAAACUUGCAUAUUUUGAUAUGUAUUCGAAUUCACCACGGUACGAUUGCCCUGCCCCCCUCUUUCCCCUCUGUGCCGACGUAAUACAAAAUACUGUGAUUAUACAUGAAACGUGGUUCUUCCUACGAAUGUUAUUCAUUUUAUAUACGACUAACUUAAUUAUAAUAUUCCAUUCUGUUACGUUUUCUAAAAAUGUAUGUGUGUAUGUAUGUGUGUGUUUGUUCGUUUGUUUCUGUUUUCUAUAAGUUAAUUAGAAAAAAAAUUUUUGUACAUUUUUUUGCAAUAGCCAACUACGAAUAAAGUAGUUGUCACUUUGAGCGAUUGCCAUUUUUAUGCACAACGGUCCAGUUUUUUUUUUGUAUUCAUUUUUUCGUUUCUUUUCUUUAAUUUUUUUUUUGUUGUAAUUUUUGUCUCAUUGAUUACGUUUCCCAUAUCCAUUCCAUCGUAAUCGUUUAGCUAAGAAUUUUUCUUUCUUUCUUUUUUUUUUUACGAAAAAUAUUUUUUAGUUUAUUUUAUCGACGCGUGUUAUGUUUCUUUUUUCGUUUAUUUAUAUAUCUUAUAUUUUGAUUUGUAUAUUUUCUUCAUUUUUUUUCUUCUUCUAUCUGUUUAGGAAAUGAAUAAAGUAAAAGAAUAUUAUUCUUAUAUCGAGAUUUACAUUUUAUCUUAAUUUGUAGAAGUUUUUCUUCUUUCUUUCGUUUUUAUUUUCGUUUUUUUUUUUUUUUUUUUUUUUUAUAACAAAUAUAUUUGUAUCAUUUAUCCAAUAAUUAUACUUUGUAUUAGGUUUAUUUUCUUAAUUUUUCUUCCACUAAUGUUUUUUUUUCUACAAAUUUCUCUUUUCUUUCGUUUUGUUUUAUCGUUAUGAGUUUUCUUUUUCUUAUUUUCUUUACUUUUUUUUUUUUUUUUUUUUUGUUAUACUCAUUUCCAUUUAUGUAAAUUUCAUUUUUACGAGUAAAAAUUAUUUGUAUCUUAAAGCAUAUCAGCACGUACGUACUGCAUUUCUUUUAUUAUGUCUGAUUACAAGUAUACCAUUUUUAUUGUGAACAUUAAACAAAUAAAUAUAUUUAAACUACUAUCACUAUG